Messenger RNA from Phytophthora sojae, 522 nucleotides. RefSeq lists its product as hypothetical. Lineage: Eukaryota; Oomycota; Peronosporomycetes; Peronosporales; Peronosporaceae. The transcript has a single exon. The annotation marks the transcript as partial. The record is from RefSeq and is a predicted model, not a curated record.
CGCACCAGCCCCGACUGCAGCGCGCCCGAGCACAAGCGCGUGCGUCUCAGCCCGCCCAUACUGCCGCAGACGUCCAUGCCGACCUCGCUACCACUGCCGCCGCUUACGAACUCCACAGCUCGGAUACGUGCUGCCGCCGCCGCCUCUUUGCCUCCGCCCGCUGACAGCAACGCGCCCAAGCUGGCGGAGCUGCGGCGCAAGUACCUCGAGGUCAUCGACAUGGUCAUCCAGGGGCUGCAGACCGCGUUCUCCUUCUGCCCCGAGCCGCCCGCGGACCCGUCGAUCGAGCACAAGCUCGUGCGCACCGUGCGGACGCUGGAGAAGCUGCGCUCGCUGCUGCUCAUGAACACGGCGAGGCUGCAGCGGGUGUCGCUCGCCCAGCUGGACACGGUCGAGCAGCAGCUCCAAAUGAACCUGCUCCCACUCGCGACGCUGUUCCGCAGCUUUGAGAAGAUAGGUAGCAAAGGACAGCCGAUGAAGCCCCACGACUGGCGACUCCUGUCGCUCAGUCUCAGUCUGUAG